CCACUUUUCAGUUCACAACGAGCGUUCAACCUGAUUUUAUCUACCAUUAAAUAUUCUUUAUUUUUCCUACCUCAGAAAGCCCAACGUUGGGAUAACGAUCGCUUGUGAGAAGAGUGUCAAAAUAUUAGUGUUCAUCGAUAAAAAGAUUUCAUCAAAAAAGAACGUUCCACGAUGGGCAAAGACUACUACAAAACACUGGGUAUAACCAAGGGUGCGAGUGACGAUGAGAUAAAGAAGGCGUAUCGUAAAUUAGCUCUGAAGUAUCACCCAGACAAGAAUAAAAGUGCAGGAGCUGAGGAGAAGUUUAAGGAAGUUGCUGAAGCAUACGAGGUUCUGUCUGAUGCAAAAAAACGAGAGGUCUACGAUAAAUUCGGUGAGGAGGGCUUGAAAGGUGGAGCACCAUCAGGAGGUGGUGGAGGAAGUGGUGGUGGAAAUUACUCGUUCCACGGUGAUCCUAAAGCAACAUUCGCACAAUUCUUUGGAUCAGCAUCACCUUUUGCCACUUUCUUCGAGUUUGGGCCUGGUGGCAACAGCCGUGCAUUUGCCUUUGGUGAUGACAUGGACAUGGAGGAUCCCUUCGAGCUGAGGAUGGCUGGACAGAGGCCUGGAGGGGGUAGUGGUGCAUUCCGUUCACAUUCAUUCAAUUUUGCUCCUGGUGGUGGACGAAUGCCUGGACAAAAGGAUCAGGGCCAGGAUCCACCCAUCGAGCACGAUUUAUACGUCAAUCUCGAGGACAUUGGCAAGGGUUGUGUUAAGAAGAUGAAGAUAUCGAGACGAGUUGUACAGCCUGAUGGUACCACUAAGAAGGAAGACAAAGUGCUCACCAUUAAUGUCAAACCGGGAUGGAAAGCAGGAACUAAGAUAACUUUCCAAAAGGAGGGUGACCAGGGACGUGGUAAAGUGCCAGCUGACGUUGUAUUCAUCAUCAGGGACAAACCACAUCCAUUAUUUAGGCGCGAAGGCAGUGACAUCAGGUAUACGUGUAAAUUGAGCUUAAAGCAGGCACUUUGUGGCACUAUUGUGGAAGUGCCAACGUUAUGUGGUGAGAAAAUAACACUCAAUCUCACGAGGGACGUUGUUAAACCAAAUAUGGUUAAGAGAAUUCAGGGACAGGGGCUGCCGUUCCCUAAAGAGCCAUCACGCAAAGGUGAUCUGCUGGUGUCGUUUGACAUCAAGUUCCCGGAUACUUUGACGCAGAGUGUUAAAGACAUUUUGUAUGAUACGCUGCCCAAUUGAGGGAAUUGAGGCAAUUCAGUCAAUUGGAUUUAAUCACUUGAGAGGACUUUUUAUUUUUAUUUUUUAUUUGGAGAUAUUUAAAAUGAUUUAUGUGAAUGAUUAAUCGAACCACAUGGACGUAGGUCUAAUCGGUGAUUUAAAUGAGAGUGUACGUUGUAGUACAUUUAACGUUGGGGGAAAGCGUUAUUAUACCAACGAAUUUACUGAUCUGUGGGAUUUUUUGACCAAUCAAUGCUAAUCGACUGAUUAACGUUCCUGGCAUUCAGCAAUGGUUAACCCCCUUUCAUCGAAGGUCUCUCAACCGGUUUUUUAUUUGUGAGGGAAAGAGCUACUUGUGGCGGUCGAUCAGUGAAGUUUUAUUUCCAUGGAGACGUCUGUUAUUUCGAUGUAGAAAAAACAGUGGCUGCUUCCAAUUUAUUCGUUGAAACAAAAAAAAACACUCGAAAGAAAUAUCAUGUUUUGAAAGUGGUUUUGUGCAUAUUUUCUGCAAAUUGGGAAAAUGAGUUUUCUACAUCAAGACAGUAGACGUACUUAUGUGAAAUUACGGUGGCACACCCACAUUUUUUUUGGGCAACUGCUCUGCAUACAGAGGGAUUUGGUUGCUUUGAAUUUCACAUGAAGUUUUAGCUCUCAGGACAAGGUGAAUGUCGCGUGAUUCAGAAUUAUUGAGCCUGGGGAUAGAGCGGUGAGGUGUGAAGAAAAAUCUAGCGUAUUUAAUAUGUAGAACACUGAGACAUUAUUAUUGGCGAUUUCGGUGUCGUGGAAUGUUUGUAACGUUGCGCGCGUUAGUUGUAUGAUAGUGUUCGAUGGAUGCGUUGUUUUUGAAAUUGAUAUAUGUAAUCAAUUGUUCGAGAUGAUAAGGCAUUGAAAAUUAUUUGUACACAUUAAUAAUAUAAUGAGAUACUUUAAGUUA
Molecule: messenger RNA, 2149 nt
Organism: Fopius arisanus
Lineage: Eukaryota; Metazoa; Arthropoda; Insecta; Hymenoptera; Braconidae
Product: dnaJ protein homolog 1
Exons: 2
Coding region: 172-1236 (354 amino acids)
Cellular component (GO): cytosol
Molecular function (GO): protein-folding chaperone binding
Source: RefSeq, a predicted model, not a curated record